AUGCUGGGUAGGCUAUAGAAUCCUUGCUGCUUCCGGAGAACUCGUUCCCUUUCAGAGUAUUUCAUAACAAGUCUCAUUGUCUACUUCGGAACCUUGAUCCUGUUCGCACUGCCCGUAUGUUGCAAGAGAAACAACAAGAACAAAAAGAAGAAGAAGAACUCGAAGAGCAAGUCGAAGAGCAAGUCGAAGAACCAUCGGAAGCGGACGAAGACGUUGACGACUGGCUCUGCUAUGACGCCGACGACGCAGACUCCGUUGACUCCGGUCACUUCGGUGCCUCCGAUGGUGACGUUGCCGCCGAAGGAAGGACUGGAGGAAGCGGGCAACAAAGCGAAUCCGCCGUCGAAUAAAUCGAAGGAAUUGGCGGAGAAGGACGACGACAAAAAGAGCAAAGUGAGUGGGGGAACGGAUAAAAAAAUGGGAGAGAAAGUGGGAUUUGCAGAAGAGCGACAAGGAAAUCGAGAAGGAGGAUCUCGGGGAACUUCUCCGUUGCCGCGACUACACUCCGGAGAAUUUGAACGAACUGAAGCACCUCUUCGAUUUGUUGGACUGA
Messenger RNA from Caenorhabditis sp. 36 PRJEB53466, 553 nucleotides. The record is from the annotation of a GenBank genome assembly. Lineage: Eukaryota; Metazoa; Nematoda; Chromadorea; Rhabditida; Rhabditidae.